This is a messenger RNA of Microstroma glucosiphilum, 771 nucleotides long. RefSeq names its product putative DNA-directed RNA polymerase II chain RPB10. Bases 462 to 674 code for a protein of 70 amino acids. The record is from RefSeq and is a predicted model, not a curated record. Gene Ontology annotation, cellular component: RNA polymerase I complex; RNA polymerase III complex; RNA polymerase II, core complex. Gene Ontology annotation, molecular function: zinc ion binding; DNA binding; DNA-directed RNA polymerase activity. NCBI's taxonomy places the organism in Eukaryota, Fungi, Basidiomycota, Exobasidiomycetes, Microstromatales, Microstromataceae. The transcript has 2 exons. Gene Ontology annotation, biological process: transcription by RNA polymerase II; tRNA transcription by RNA polymerase III; transcription by RNA polymerase I.
CCAGCCAAUGCCUUUCCAGUCGCGGUGGUAGCAAGACGGCGACGAAGCUUGCCUGUUCAUGUGAGUAGUAUGAUGCCAACGUAGACGAGAGUCUGUAGAUGCUACAGAUACAGCAAAGAGGAAGGCCUCGAUGGACUGUAGUGGCAGCCACCUCGAUCGAGUCCCAGGGUAGGGCUCAGCCAAAGAGGGCUCGCAAAUGAUGAUAACACCAACACAUUACAAAGAUCAAGCUCAACAGUCUAACCCAGAGAUGGGGGUGACGACACAAUUCUGCAAUACUGAUACGCUCUUGAGGACACAAGAGGGCAGGAAAGGAAGGGGCGACAGGCAUCGGAGAGACACUGCCACGCUGGGCCCCUCAACCUCGGUACUGACUAUCGUACGCGCUCCUCUGCACGCCGCCCUUCAUUAGACUCGUCGCAUCACACCCACCAUCUCGACCACUCUUCCGCCUCUCCAAGAUGAUCAUUCCCGUCCGUUGCUUCUCCUGCGGCAAGGUCAUCGGUGACAAGUGGAACGCCUACUUGGCGCUUCUGCUCGGUGGCAUGGAAGAAGGACCUGCAUUGACCGAGUUGGGACUCAAGCGGUACUGCUGUAGGAGGAUGGUCCUCACGCACGUUGAUCUGAUUGAGAAGCUGCUGCAAUACAACAUUCACGAGAGAAGGAACGUGUAAGCCAAUUCUCUAUCCGAACCUCCCUUCCGCACCCAACUCAUCACGUCCCCAUUGUGGCACGUUGUACAUUAUGUUUCGUUCCAACACAAUACCAUGA